CCCGGCAGCGACAAGUUUGCGAUUCUGCGCUCUGGAAAGUGAUCACUUAUAUAAAGUCGUUAUCGUUUCGCGGUGCCAUUUUCCACGCAAACGUCGUCGUCCCAGUGCCGCCGACAAUGUUCUCGCUCUGGGCAAUCCCGGUGGUCCUGUUUCUACUUCCGGUGGUCGCGUAUCUAGUGCUGCGAUGGCAAAAUCGUCGUUUCGAUCGCAUUUCGGAGGAACUUCCGGGCCCGAAGAGCCUUCCGCUGAUCGGAUGUGGAUAUCUGUUUUUCGGCAAGACCAACGAGGAGCAGUUUUCGAUCGUCAACGAUAUCACGAAACAGUACCCUUCGCCGUGCCGAGCUUGGUUGGGGCCAAAGUUUCUGGUGUUUAUCGAUAACCCGGAAGAUCUGCAGGUGGUGCUGAACUCUCCCAACUGCCUGGAGAAGGCGUUCGUGUAUCGGUUUUUCCGGUGUGAAACGGGACUGUUUUCGGCACCGGCGAACGUCUGGAAGGUCCACCGGAAGUUGCUGUCCCCGUGCUUUAGUCCCCAAAUAUUGGCCAGCUUUGUGAAUAUUUUUAACGAGAAAAGCUCAGUGAUGGUGCAAAGAAUUUCCCAUAAUUUGGAUCGUGGUGCGUUCGAUAUUUAUGGCGAUGUUUCGAGGUGCACGCUGGAUUUGAUUUGUGCAACAACCCUGGGUACAAACAUGGACUUGCAGAGUGACGAAGGAACCGAAUACGUGAACGCGAUUGAACAAUGUUGCGAACUGAUCAAUCGACGCAUUCACAAAAUCUGGUUGUACACGGACUGGGUUUACCACAAGACUAGCACCUUCCGGUUGGAAACGGCAGCGUUUGAAACGGCAUACAAAAUGUCUCGCCGGGUUCUUGAUCGGCGCAAUGGCGACAGGGGAAAGUUCAAAAAAAACAUUUCCGAAGCUGAAAGCCUAAAGAAACCUCAAAUUUACCUCGACCAAAUAUUCCGACUAGCGGAGGAAACCGACGUGUUCGAUGAACAGUCGAUCAAGGAUGAGCUGGACACCAUUAUAGUUGGAGGAAACGAAACUUCCGCUCUGACUCUUUCCCACAUUAUUCUAAUGCUGGCAAUACACGAAGACAUUCAACAAAAGGUGUACCAAGAGAUAGUGAACGUCAUCGGUGGUACAGAUCCUUCCAUUCCAGUUCAGGUUGAACACCUAACCCAACUGAACUACACCGAAAUGGUCAUGAAAGAAACGAUGAGACUGUUCCCCGUAGGUCCAGUCGUUGGACGAACGUGCACGGCUCCGACCAAAAUCUCCAAAACCACGAUCCCACCGGGGGCGACCAUCGUGUGCGGGGUUUACAACGUGCACCGGAAUCCCAAGUACUGGGGCGAGAACGUAGACGACUUCAACCCCGAUCGGUUCUACCCGGAGCGGGUUGCCGAACGGCACCCGUACGCGUACCUUCCGUUCAGCGGUGGGCCCCGGAACUGCAUCGGCUACAAGUACGGCCUGAUGUCGAUCAAAAUCAUGCUGUGUCACCUGUUGCGGUCGUACAAGUUCCGAUCGCCACUCACGAUGGAGCAGCUGUACGUGAAAAUGACCAUCACGUUGAAGAUUGCCAACCGGCACAUGGUGCAGAUCGAGAGGAGAUCUGAUCAUUCGGCAGUUGAUCACGAGAUUCACUCAUACGAGAUGUUGACCGCGAUACUUGUGCUUCUACUGUCGGCGCUUGUAUCCUACUCGGUGUACUUCCGAUGGACCCGCAGGAAGUUCUUUGCCGCCAUCAGCAGCAUGAAGGGUCCAACGUCUCUGCCACUAGUCGGUUCCGGUUACCGAUUUGUGGGCCAAACAACUCCAGAGCAGAUGCACAAAGUAAUGACGACCCUCACCGGACAGUGUGAGUCACCGACGCCGAUUUGGUCCGGGCAGAACCUGAUUCUGAUGGUUCACAAGCCAGAGCAUGUGCAGGUCGUGCUAAAGUCGGAGGACUGUCUGGACCGAGCUUACUUCAAUCGUUACUUUCAACUGGAUCAUGGAAUGCUGACUACUUCUGUUUCAUCCUGGAAAGCGGUUCGCAAACUGCUUAACAUGUCACUCAGCCCAUCGAUGAUAAACAGCUACAUUCCGACGGUGAACAGGAAAAGUCAAAUCAUGGUUGAGCAAGUCUCCAAACUGGUUGGCCAACCCGAACAAAACUUUUACCACGAAGUAGCAAAGUGGGCACUGGAUAUGAUCUGCGCAACUGUUCUGGGAGUGGACAUAAACGUGCAAACGGAGGGUACUGGAGUUCCGUAUUUAAAAGUUGUUGAUGAGUACCUCACCCUGGUUACAAAACGAAUGUCUUUGGGUAUGACCACAGGAGAUAACAUUCCUAACUUUUUCUACAAUAUCACACAAGACGGUAAAAACUUCAUGAAAGCAGCAUCCACCUUUCGUUCCGUUUCGAACAUUGUAAUGGAAAGAAAAGUCCCCUUCAACCAAUCGGAAAAAGAUGACUACGCAGCAAAUCCGAGAAAACCUCGGAUCCUACUCGACAUGAUCUACCAUUUGGCCGCAGCGGAUCCUGAACACAUGAACAACGAAUCCAUAGCGGAACAUUUGGAUGAAAUCAUAUUUGCCGGACAAGAUGCGAUGGCCGACGUAAUUUCAAAAAUCAUUCUCAUGCUCGCAAUGCACCCCGAUAUUCAGGAACGUGUCUACCAAGAGAUCAUGUCCGUGUGUCCGGACAAAAACUCUGAACUUUCCCAGGAAGACUGCUCCAAGCUUACAUACACCGAAAUGUUCUGCAAAGAAACACUCAGACUGUUCCCGGCGUCUUCCUUUAUCGGUCGUAAAGCCGACGCCGACGUCAAGUUGGAUGAUCGCCACACCUUACCGAAGGGCGCCGAAGUGUUCGUAGCGUUCUUCAAGAUGCACCGCGAUCCCGCGAUCUGGGGCCCCGAUGCUGACCGGUUCGACCCGGACAACUUCAUGCCGGAAAAGGUGGCCCAGCGACACCCGUAUGCUUUCCUCCCGUUCAGUGCCGGCUCGCGGAACUGUCUGGGGUUCAAGUUUGCCUGGUACCCGGUGAAGAUCGUGCUGGCACAUCUGAUACGCAGCUAUCGCUUCCGAACGUCACUGAAGAUGGACGAUUUGGUGCUGCUGAAUUGGAGCAUUAUCAUUCUGAAAAUUGCCCAGGGCAGUCGGGUAACACUGGAGAAAAGGACAAGUAACGGUUCUAUGUUUGAAAAGAAGUAGAAAUUUAAGAAACAUUUUUAAUGACAAAAUAAAUAAAUACUAGGGGUAAUUUGUUC
Messenger RNA from Culex quinquefasciatus (southern house mosquito), 3259 nucleotides. RefSeq lists its product as uncharacterized. Bases 117 to 3203 code for a protein of 1028 amino acids. The transcript is spliced from 8 exons. Lineage: Eukaryota; Metazoa; Arthropoda; Insecta; Diptera; Culicidae. Gene Ontology annotation, molecular function: monooxygenase activity; iron ion binding; oxidoreductase activity, acting on paired donors, with incorporation or reduction of molecular oxygen. The record is from RefSeq and is a predicted model, not a curated record.